AACAAAUGGAAAGAAGACAACGUAAUAAAAGAAUAGAUAACUGUGGGCGUCUAUAAAAUAAAAAUAUAAGGAAAGAUGGAUGGUGGAGGGGAAAAAGUUUGCGUAUUCUCUCAUUCACACAAACCAACUAAUUUCUCUGUUGGGAUACUCACGCUGAUAUGGAAUAAAUAGUAUGCACACAUAUUUACAAUAUUAUCUACAAAACAAAAAAAAGCAAAGCAAGCAAACAAACAAACAAAAACAAAUUUGUACCAGUCCUACUAACGACCACUUUUAAAGAAUUCUUGACGCGAACACAACUCCGCCAAUAAGCGAAUUCUGCUUACUGAUAUUCGCAACAUCAAUCUGUGACGUCAAGCUUCCAGAGAAAUUUUGAUAAAUGGCCCACCUUUUCGAGGCGCCGCAGCCCAAAAUUCUGGGUUACUACGUUUACCAACGUAAUUUACUUCAAGCAAAAGAUAUUGAUCCAUUUCUUUGUACGCAUAUUGUCUUUGCUCAUGCUGAGGUGAGGAACGGAGAACUAUCUAUGACUAGAGGCGAAGAUGUGAAACCUUAUCGUCAACUCGCUACACUCAAGGAAAAAAACCCUAAACUGAAAAUACUUCUCUCUGUCAAAGAAGGUCUCUUCGAAUUUAUAGUAAAUUAUCGCGGUAAUCUUUCCGGAUUUUUCAAGCAAGCCAUAAUAUUUUUAAAAGAAUAUGAAUUCGACGGAAUUGAAUUAUCGGUUAACAACCCAAAACUUGUGGACAAAAGUUCGUUAUCAAUAUUUCUACUGGAAUUCCAUGAAGCUUUAUUACGAGAAGUUAGAUAUAAAAACAGGCAAAAACUAUUGAUGUCCGUCUCACUGCCCAGCACAAGAACACAGCUGAUGACAUUUGAUUUUAGCAUACUUCGAAAAGUCAUUGACUUCGCUACCGCUACGACAUAUGAUUUAAACACAGCUCCCAAGAAAACUUGCUAUCACAGUCCCUUACAUACAGGAUCAGGGGAUAACAAAUUUUUUACUGUGGCAGGACUUGUUGACUUUUUCAUUGAACUUGGACUACCGCCAUCAAAACUAUUAUGGGGUCUACCGACAUAUGGGCGGAGUUACCGUCUGCACACCGUCACUCAACAUGGAGUAAAAGCACGAAGCGAAGAGGUUGGAGACCCAGGACCAAUUCUACGAAUAAAAGGACUAUUUACAUAUGAAGAAGUGGGAAUGACGCUUCGGAAUGGUGCUGUACGGGUAUAUGAUGAGAGAUGCUGUGUACCGUAUUUAUAUGAUGGUAAACUUUGGGUAACUUUCGAAGACCCAGAAAGUGCAACAGAAAAGGCAUUAUAUUUCAAAGAUAAGCUAGCUGGCGUCGCUAUAUGGAAUCUGACACUCGGUGAUCCGAAAGGGAAAAUAAAUGGUACUAAGUUUCCAAUUGUACAAGCCGUGAAGACAGCCUUAUUAACCAAAGAUAAAUGAAGACUUCUUUUCUAUCCCCUACUCUCUCUUCCUUCCUCUCUCUCCCCCUUCCACAUCUUUCUCUCUACCACACAAAAUUCUCUCUAUUUCAUUCUGUUACUCCAGUCUGAUGAAUACGCGUCCACGCAAUCACACACACACUUACGCUCGCAUACACAUACAUAUAUACAGUUAUAUAUAUAUAUAUAUAUAUAUCUACAUGCAUGCAUACAUGCACGCAAUACAGAGAUAGAUAGAUAGAUAGAUAGAUAGAUA
This is a messenger RNA of Octopus sinensis (East Asian common octopus), 1708 nucleotides long. RefSeq names its product chitinase-3-like protein 1. NCBI's taxonomy places the organism in Eukaryota, Metazoa, Mollusca, Cephalopoda, Octopoda, Octopodidae. The record is from RefSeq and is a predicted model, not a curated record. Gene Ontology annotation, biological process: carbohydrate metabolic process; chitin catabolic process. Gene Ontology annotation, cellular component: extracellular region. Gene Ontology annotation, molecular function: chitin binding; chitinase activity. The transcript is spliced from 9 exons. The coding region runs from base 380 to 1453 and encodes 357 amino acids.